GAUGGGUGUUCUGCAUGACCCUUUAAAGUUGUUUGUUGCAGUAUUCUGCAUCCAACUUCUUCUAGCUGCUUUCUAAAUCUGGGUCUGUCUACCAGUCAUUUUGAAAAAAGGGAUGUGAAACACUUCUUUCAUCUCCUUACAAUGAUUUAUGGGAUGAUGGCAUACUUGUAAAGAACUGGAAAGAAUGGUAAGAGAGAGAGAACAGCUACACAGCUUGGUGUCAUUCUGGAAUAUUGCUGGAAAUGCAGUAGCCUCUGUUAUCCAUCUGCUUUAGAUCACAGGAAGCUUCUGAGUGAAUCUCAGGGUGCUGUCUUAGAACAUCUUUCAGAACAAACAAGAACAAUUCAGUUUCAUUUCUCUGGAGAAGAAGUGAGAAAUAAGAAAAUGACUCCGAUUUUUUUUUUAAUGCUUAUUUUUGAAUCUGCCACUGGGAAGCUGUGUCCCCUUCGUGCUUCCAUUGAUGUGCUAGAAGGGGAAUAUUUUUUCCUUUGUUAUCUUGAGUCAGUGCGAGACCAUUUUCAGGAAGGAGCAUACACAAUAAACUGGUACAAAGAUAAUGCUGGAAAGCAGGAACUGAUAAAGGAGUCACACAGAAUUGUUUCCCAAAUGAAUUUUCUGGAGUUUUGGCCAGUUGAACUCAGUGACUCUGGGAAUUACUCUGUCAUUCACAGCAAUGGAAAACAAAAUCUCACAGUUCAGAAGUGGACUUUGAAUGUACUUGAAAGAAACAAAAGCAGCUGUUUCAACAAAAAUCAUUUAACUACAGAAAUUAAAAAUGCUGGAACUGGUCAUUCACUGAAAUGCAGUGAUUUGUCUGUCAGUGAAAAUAACAGCAUAACAUGGUACAAGGACUGUAAGAACUAUGAAAACGAAACAGAGCGGGAACUGGAUUUUGAAACCUUAACAGUACAGCACUCAGGGAUAUAUACCUGUAAAAUUUUAAUCAGCCAUGAAGGAAAGAUAUACCACAGCACAAAUACAAUUAAGCUGGUAGUAGAAGAAGAUGCACCAGAGACUGUAACUUUGGAGAUAGUUGGACGCCAUGAAGAAAUUGAAACAGAAAUAGGUAAAGAAGAGAUACUCAAUUGCACAGGGUUCUUGGGUUAUUAUAUGCCAGAAGACACCAGCCUCUACUGGUUAAUUAAUCAAGAGUUUCCAGAAAAAUGCACAGGUAUCCCUGAGACAGACCCUUCAGUAUGUGAAGAAGAAUUCAAAAAAUUACAGCUGGGAAACAAGUUCUAUGUCACAAGGCUACUACAGAUUAAAAAAGUAACAGAGGAGGACAUGCGUCAUAAUUUCACCUGCAUGUUGCAAGCUGAUGAAACAACACAAACAAAAAUAGUGAAACUGAAGAAAGGGAACACCCGAGAUCUGCCUGUGCACGUUUUUACAACAGGAAUGGUCCUUGCUGUACUAUUUCCAUGUGCUGCUGUAGCCGCAGUGUUUGUCUGUGUGAUGUUUAGAGUCGACUUAGUUCUAUUUUACAGGAACGUGUGCGGAAGAGAUGACACUGCUAGAGAUGGAAAAGAAUAUGACGCAUUUGUGUCUUACCUGAAAGACUGUGUUUCUCCUACUGAAGAAGAGAGAGAAUUUGCUUUGAAGAUAUUGCCCAUGAUACUAGAAGAGAACUUUGGGUACAAGUUAUGUAUAUUUGAGAGGGAUGUAUCCCCUGGAAGAGCGGUUGUUGAUGAUAUCCAUUCAUUCAUUGACAAAAGCCGAAGAUUAAUCAUUAUACUGAGCCAGAACUACAUUUCUGACAGAGCCAUAUAUGAACUUGAAAGCGGACUGCAUAAAGCCCUAGUUGAAAGAAAAACUAAGAUCAUAUUAAUUGAGUAUAUGCCAAUAAGUGACUACAGUUUCUUGCCAGAAUCACUGUCUCUUUUACCAUCAAAGGGGGUUGUGAAGUGGAAAAAGGAUAAAUCUCUUCCUGUGAAUUCCAGAUUUUGGAAGAACCUUCGGUACCUGAUGCCAGCGAAACCUACUAAGAAAAACAUCAAAGGUCACUGUAAUAAUCGUGACCUAGGCUCGCAAGGGGCUGAGCCACGGACUGAGGGCUGUGAGUUUAAUGGAGUUCUAUAACAGUUCUGGAGGCAGAAGACUGUGCAUUUUGCUAACUACUUGAAAACACAAACUGCACACUUGCUUUGGAAAGACAGUGUUCAGAAGAGGCCAAGUCUGGGAUCUGAGAAGAAUGUAGAAAUUGCUACAGUGGCCAAGAUGCUAAAUGUUAUCCCAAAGAGUUUCCUUAACAAUCUGCACAAGAAGCAGAAAUUCCAUUCUGCUUAGGACUUGCCACAUGGCACAAAAUACAAUGCAGGACAUUUUGAUUUCACAUUUUUCAGUAAUGUAAAAUGAUAUGAAUUAUACGUGCAUACAUUUUGAGUCCCCUUAAUAAAUGGAUCUCUAUUUGACACAUA
Neopsephotus bourkii (Bourke's parrot) is the source of this 2417-nucleotide messenger RNA. It is a transcript of the gene IL18R1, whose product is annotated as interleukin 18 receptor 1. The record is from RefSeq and is a predicted model, not a curated record. Lineage: Eukaryota; Metazoa; Chordata; Aves; Psittaciformes; Psittacidae. Gene Ontology annotation, biological process: interleukin-18-mediated signaling pathway; positive regulation of type II interferon production. Gene Ontology annotation, molecular function: interleukin-18 binding; interleukin-18 receptor activity; interleukin-1 receptor activity. The coding region runs from base 385 to 2079 and encodes 564 amino acids. The transcript has 11 exons.